Messenger RNA from Puccinia triticina, 816 nucleotides. RefSeq lists its product as uncharacterized. Bases 1 to 816 code for a protein of 271 amino acids. The transcript is spliced from 4 exons. The record is from RefSeq and is a predicted model, not a curated record. Lineage: Eukaryota; Fungi; Basidiomycota; Pucciniomycetes; Pucciniales; Pucciniaceae.
AUGCCGAACAAAAAAGCCAAGUUGCAGCAUCUGCCCACAAAGGCACCAGAAGGGGAUGCUAAGGGGUCUUCGUACUCCAACAUGUUUGCCAUGGAAGAGAGGAUGUUCAAGAGGUUGAUGAAACUUCGAAAAGAAGCUGUAGUAGAGCAUGUUUAUUAUGACCUGCUUGCAGUUUUUUUAAUGCAGGAGUUUCCAGGGAUUCACAUCCAAGAGAUCAUUACCAUGAUCAAAGAGGCCUUUGAAACUUCACCACCCCAAGUUAUGCUGCAUAAGCAAUACCAGGAUGCGGUUUUACAGGUUGAAAAAACAAUUCUUAAAUAUAAAACCCAUCCACCUUCAGACGAUCCAAUCCCCAAACCUUUCUGCCUCAGAUUUCCAACUCACGCUGAUGUUUUGAAGCAUGCCAUUUCUCUUGAGGGUCAAUGUCGACUUCUUGAUACCCAGAAAAUGGUGAUUCUGUUGGAUGAAAGCGGAAGGUGUUGCGGAGUUGGGGUCCCACGACUGGAGGAGAAUUUGCUAAGUGUUCAUCCAUCAGCAGAGAAACUUGCAAAGGAAGGUCUUGAACAUUUUGUGCAAACUAAUAAGCUCAAUACCAACUGCCACAAGAGAACCGAACAACCAUACGUUCAGAAAUCAUGGCCCACAACACCUUACCCACUGAACAAGAGCAACAAAGGAACCAAACGGAUUGCGAAGGGGCUUGAAGAAGACGCCAAAGCUGCUUCAGUAUUGUUUCAAACUUACGGGUACGGGGAAGGUGCUAAAAACUACAAAGGUGUUUCGGAUCUGAAAAUCAAACAUUACAAUAAAAAAUAG